CAAAUAUUAUCUGUGGAUACAGCAUUAUUUUGGUGUCCGUGUAUUGUUAUUGGAUGGCAGAGGAGAAGCACAAGGCUGUGGAAGGUGGCAUUUUUUGACUGAGUUUGCGCUCAAGUGUAUUUCAGCUUCUAGGUACAAAUAAAAAUGGGUGUUAUCAACAUACAGACGAAGACUGAAUUCGAGGAUGUUGCAAAAUCUAAUAGCCUGGUUGUGGUUCACUUUUAUGCCGAUUGGGCCAAGCAGUGUGAAACAAUGAAUGAGGUGCUUGAAGAGCUGGCAAAGCAGCCAGAGUUAAAUGGAGUAAAAUUUGCUAAAUGCCCUGCUGAAGAUGUUCCAGAAGUUUCAAUGAAAUAUGAUGUAUCAUCUGUACCAACAUGCCUGCUGCUAAAUGGAGACAUUUUACUUGAUCGAGUUGAUGGAGCCAAAGCUGCAGAAUUGACAAAGAAAGUGAACCAAUUGGUUUCGAGUCAGCCAUUGUUGCCACCAAAAGUUGAAGAACAAAGCUCUAAAGAAGAACUCAAUACAAGGUUGAGGAAGCUGAUAACAGCUGCACCAGUAAUGCUUUUCAUGAAAGGAACACCAGAAGAACCAAGAUGUGGCUUCAGUAAAACGAUAGUAGGCAUUUUGGACAAACAUAAUGCCAAAUACAAGUCUUUUAAUAUACUUGCAGAUGAGGAAGUAAGGCAGGGUCUAAAAACAUUUUCAAAUUGGCCCACCUACCCACAGCUGUACAUCAAUGGUGAACUUAUUGGUGGCCUAGACAUAAUUAAAGAAAUGGAAGAAAGUGGAGAGCUAGCUGGUUUGUUACCAAAGAAAGUUGAUGCGAAUAGGUUAAAACAGUUGAUCACACGAAGCCCCUGCAUGGUGUUUAUGAAAGGUGAUCGAUUCGUGCCACAGUGUGGUUUUAGCAAACAACUGGUUGAUAUCCUCUCAGAGAUAGGAAUUGAUUACGAUACCUAUGAUAUCUUAAAGGAUGAAGAUGUUCGCCAGGGUUUAAAGGAAUUCUCCAAAUGGCCAACGUAUCCCCAGGUGUAUGUGAAAGGAGAACUUAUAGGUGGUCUGGACAUAAUAAAAGAACUGAAAGCAAAUGGUGAACUAGAAGCCACAUUAAAGUGCUAGGAAUAGUUCUUUGCUGUAUCUUUUAUUGAAUUUGUCAUCAAUUAUACAGCCAAAAGAUGAGUGCGUGUUGUGCAUUAUAGCAGCUGUGACUUUUAAAUUUAAUUUCCAUAUUAGGUUCUUUCAAGAGCAACACUGUUGAGAUCCUAUUCAUAUCCACUGAGCAUCAGGUAGAAGAAAAUGAUUAAAAGCUAAAGAUGAAGCUGAACCCUACUGUAAGAGUGAUUAAAUUAUCAUGCUAUGAAGACUUCAAUGUGCUGCUUGUGAGACUGUGCAAACCCUGUCUGCUGAAUUUUGCAGGGACUAAAACAUAUGUACAAAUCUCAAAAAGAGUGGUUAACUUCACUAGUCCCAUACUAUCACCUGUGCAAGUUCAUACUUUAAGUGUGUUAUGUGGAAUGAAUAAAGUGCACCCAAUUAACUGAA
This is a messenger RNA of Schistocerca serialis cubense, 1542 nucleotides long. RefSeq names its product glutaredoxin-3 (gene Grx3). Lineage: Eukaryota; Metazoa; Arthropoda; Insecta; Orthoptera; Acrididae. The record is from RefSeq and is a predicted model, not a curated record. The transcript has 7 exons. Bases 145 to 1119 code for a protein of 324 amino acids.